AUCUUUAAAGUUGUAGUUGGAAGGGGGCAGAUGGCUGUGGCAAAUUCAGCUCUCGCAGUGAAUUUACUUCUUAAAGGCCAGGAUCUGGAAGCAUGGGAGACUCUUCGUAGUUGUGGCGGUUGGACGUCCCAGCUUGCUGCUGCGGCGCCAAGUACAGGCCACGCGGUAUGGUCCGAAGCCAUGCGUGCGCGCGCUAGCCGCCUGGCUCGAGGAGGUCACCUUCACUGGGCAGCAUGUCACCUGCUCGCAGUGGGCGAUGUGUGGCAGGCUGUUCAGCUCUACAUGUGCCACGGCCUGCACCGGGAGGCGCUCUCCCUGGCGCGCUGCCGCCUGGCGCAGCAGGACCCCGCCUUCGCCCGCCUGCUGGGGCAGAUGCUGGCAUCAGGGCAGCGGCCGGGAAGCCAGCCGCGGCAGCGGCAGCAGGGGGAACAGCAGAGGCAGGGGGAAGAGCAGAAGCAGGUGGAGGAGCAGAAGCAGGGGGCAGAGCAGAGGCACGUGGAAAAGCAGCAGCAGGGGGAAGAGCAAGAGACUGGCCACAAGCAGGGGGGCGCGAAGCAGCAGGGGCAGGGGCAAGGGCACCAGGAGGAGGAGCAGCAGGGGCAGCAACAAGGGCAGGAAGGUCCACAGCAGGAGCACGAGCCGCAGCACCGACAUC
Molecule: messenger RNA, 655 nt
Organism: Astrephomene gubernaculifera
Lineage: Eukaryota; Viridiplantae; Chlorophyta; Chlorophyceae; Chlamydomonadales; Astrephomenaceae
Source: the annotation of a GenBank genome assembly